AUGCCUGACCACCACUACGAGCUCGAAGUAAAGAUGUCCUGCUCUGGCUGCUCAGGCGCCGUCGAGCGGGUGCUGAAGAAGCUCGAGGGCGUUAAGGAAUACAAGACCGACCUGGAGACGCAGAAGGUCACUGUCACGACGGACGAGACGGUCGACCUCGAGAAGGUCAAGACCGUCAUUGGAAAGACCGGGAAGGAGAUUGUUUCUGCGAAGGAGGUUGUGGUUUAA
Molecule: messenger RNA, 228 nt
Organism: Tricharina praecox
Lineage: Eukaryota; Fungi; Ascomycota; Pezizomycetes; Pezizales; Pyronemataceae
Product: iron copper transporter
Exons: 2
Coding region: 1-228 (75 amino acids)
Biological process (GO): copper ion transport
Cellular component (GO): cytosol
Molecular function (GO): copper chaperone activity; metal ion binding
Source: RefSeq, a predicted model, not a curated record